UGCAUUUGGCCCAGGCCGGGUUCAUGGCUGCCCUUGGGACCCUGCGCUGAGCCCCGGAGGCCCUGGCGUCCGGGGCCGCGCCGCUCCCAAGGGACAAGAGUGAGUGUCGGGAUCCAAAGGACCGGCGUGGGGGCGGGGGCGUGAGCCACGCGGACAUGAGGCGGAGGCUGCGCCUACGCGGGGACGCGUCGCUCACGCUGCUCCUCGGCGCCGCCCUCGGCCUCCUGCUCUACACACAGCGCGAGGGCGCGGCCCCGACGACCAGCGCACCCCGAGCUCAAGAGAAAGUAGGGGCAGCGCCUACCCCGGGCCUCCGAGUCUUCCAGGCACCGGACGCAGGCGCCGCCCCCGCCCCUCUGGCCUACGAAGGGGACACACCGGAGCCGCCCACACCCACGGGACCCUUUGAUUUUGGCCGCUACCUACGCGCCAAGGACCAGCGGCGCUUCCCCCUGCUCAUUAAUCAGCCACACAAAUGCCGAGGAGAUGGCGCACCUGAAGGUGGACCCGACUUGCUCAUCGCAGUCAAGUCCGUGGCGGCGGACUUCGAGCGGCGCCAAGCCGUGCGCCAGACGUGGGGUGCUGAGGGUCGUGUGCAGGGGGCGCUCGUGCGCCGCGUGUUCUUGCUGGGCGUGCCCAGGGGCACGGGCACUGACGGGGCAGACGCGGAGGGGGAGGGCACGCGAACCCACUGGCCAGCUCUGCUGCGUGCAGAGAGCCGCGCGUAUGCGGACAUCCUACUCUGGGCUUUUGACGACACUUUCUUCAACCUAACGCUCAAGGAGAUCCACUUCCUGGCCUGGGCCUCGACCUACUGUCCCGAAGUGCGCUUCGUCUUUAAGGGCGAUGCAGAUGUAUUUGUGCACGUGGGAAACCUGCUGGAGUUCCUGGCGCCGCGGGACCCGGAGCAGGACCUGCUUGCAGGUGACGUGAUUGUGCAGGCGCGACCAAUCCGCGCGCGGGCCAGCAAAUACUACAUCCCGGAGGCUGUGUACGGCUUGCCCGCCUACCCUGCAUACGCUGGUGGUGGCGGCUUUGUGCUUUCAGGGGUUACACUGCGUCGCCUGGCUGGUGCCUGUGCACAGGUUGAGCUUUUCCCCAUUGACGACGUCUUUCUGGGCAUGUGUCUACAGCGUCUUCGGCUCACACCGGAGCCUCACCCUGCUUUCCGCACUUUUGGCAUCCCUCGUCCUUCAGCCGCGCCGCACCUGAGCACCUUUGACCCCUGCUUUUACCGGGAGCUAGUUGUAGUGCACGGGCUCUCGGCGGCUGACAUCUGGCUUAUGUGGCGCCUCCUGAAUGGGCCCCACGGUCCAUCCUGUGCGCGUCCUUGGCCUGCCGCUGCUGGCUCUUUCCAGUGGGACUCCUAGUCACCUUCAUGGAUCCAAGAUCCCCUUCACUCAGAUCCAGGAUGAUUAUUGCCGUGUAUGUAGUUCUUUCCCAGAGGCAGAAGAGAUAUCUAGCCCCAUUUCACCAGGAGUUUGGCCUCCACAGGGCCCCAAGAAAAUAAGAUUGUGCUUGGCUCCUGCUGGCAUGGAACAAAUCGAACGGUAGCCCUUUGAGACAGCCAGGGCUGAGGCCAAAGAGCACUGGGCUCUGCCAAACAGGGACACACUUGGUCCUCCUACUACCAAGUAGGUUUUUGGGAGCUGGGAUGGAUGGUGGUAGAGGCUCAUGUAAUCUAGCCAUAGUCCUUGGUUUGGAAGCCCUAGAAGGCUGCAAAUGCAGGGUUUUUUCAAGGCUUGAGGAGGUUGUGAGGGCCGGCCUCAGACCUCACAGAACUGGCAGGCAUUUUGCUUCCCACCUGUGCCUUUUUCAGCCCUGGAAAGAUCUUUAGAUCUUCUGAAGUCUCCUUUCCUGAUGCCAUCCCCUCCUGGGCCCUGGUCUGGCUGGAACACCAGAGACAGAGGCACACAGGGACAACUGAGUGUAUGGUCCUACCUAGAGUCUCCCCACUGCAGAAGAACUUUCACCCACACAACAAUGCCAGUCUCCUAACUAGAGGCUGUGCUGCCCCACUCAGAGGAGCCAAAGAAACGAAGAUGACUCCACCAUAAAACUUGCCAUAUUCUUCAACCACCAACUUUCUAAAAAUCAACACCCCCAUGUUUAUUUUAGUACAAACAUCCCAGCAACGGCACAUGGUGAGCAGCUGCUGAGGGCGUAGGUCUUUAUUGGAGGGGUAUGGGUAGGGCAUGAAGAAAGUUCCCCUAUUCUAGGAGGAUGGGAAUAGUCCUUGCUGCCCCAACAGUGGGAUAUAUAUGGGGUGGGGUUGGGGGGUGGGGUCUCAGGCCAGGCCACAGUCCAAAUAGGAAGACACCAGUCAGUCACAGAGUUAUGGGAGCGCCACACAAGCCUGGCUGUAAGCCCAGGAAUCACUUAGGAGCCUGGGGCAGGUCCCCUGCACAUUCAUUGUUAAACGCUACAGGAUGAGGCUGUACAUGAGUUAAUUACAAAAGAGUCAUAUUUACAAAAAUAUGUACACACAUUUGAAAAACUCACAAAAUUGUCAUCUAUGUAUCACAAGUUGCUAGACCAAAAUAUUAAAAAUGGGAUAAAAUUA
This is a messenger RNA of Hyaena hyaena (striped hyena), 2563 nucleotides long. RefSeq names its product UDP-GlcNAc:betaGal beta-1,3-N-acetylglucosaminyltransferase 9 (gene B3GNT9). The transcript has 2 exons. Lineage: Eukaryota; Metazoa; Chordata; Mammalia; Carnivora; Hyaenidae. The record is from RefSeq and is a predicted model, not a curated record. Bases 156 to 1370 code for a protein of 404 amino acids. Gene Ontology annotation, cellular component: membrane. Gene Ontology annotation, molecular function: hexosyltransferase activity.